Gastrolobium bilobum is the source of this 1415-nucleotide messenger RNA. Its product is annotated as DUF21 domain-containing protein At2g14520-like. Lineage: Eukaryota; Viridiplantae; Streptophyta; Magnoliopsida; Fabales; Fabaceae. Gene Ontology annotation, cellular component: intracellular membrane-bounded organelle. The transcript has 11 exons. The coding region runs from base 129 to 1415 and encodes 428 amino acids. The record is from RefSeq and is a predicted model, not a curated record. Gene Ontology annotation, biological process: magnesium ion homeostasis.
AAUAUUAUAUUUCCAUCAUAAUUCGGAUAUACUUCAUAGCAAUGAAGGCGGUGUAACUCUGCUUUGUGUAACUCAAGAGAUUGAGAAACAAGAACAACAAUAACAAGUUGAAGAGUAUAGCGGUUUCAAUGGCGGUGGAGUAUAAGUGCUGUGGAACGGAGUUUUUUAUACACAUAAUGAUAAUUGUGUUGCUUGUGAUAUUCGCUGGAAUGAUGUCAGGGCUCACCUUAGGCCUCAUGUCAUUGAGCCUUGUUGAUCUUGAAGUCCUUGCUAAGUCUGGUACUCCUCAGGAUCGCAAGCAUGCAGCGAAGAUAUUGCCUGUUGUCAGAAAUCAACACUUGUUGCUUUGUACCCUUCUGAUUUGCAAUGCUGCAGCCAUGGAGGCACUUCCAAUCUUUCUUGAUAGUCUUGUUAGUGCGUGGGGUGCUAUCGUUAUUUCGGUGACGUUAAUUCUUCUGUUUGGUGAGAUUAUACCCCAAUCAAUUUGUUCUCAGUAUGGUUUAGCAAUUGGUGCAAAAGUGGCUCCGGUUGUCCGUGUUCUUGUAUGGAUAUGUUUUCCUGUUGCUUAUCCAAUUAGCAAGUUGUUGGACUUUUUGCUGGGGCAUCGACAUGUAGCCCUUUUCCGCAGAGCUGAGUUGAAAACACUUGUAAGCUUGCAUGGCAAUGAGGCUGGAAAAGGUGGGGAACUGACACAUGAUGAAACAACAAUUAUUGCUGGGGCACUUGAACUCAGUGAGAAAACAGCCAGUGAUGCCAUGACUCCUAUAACUGAAACAUUCUCUAUUGAUAUUAAUUCAAAACUUGAUAGGGAUCUGAUGAAUCUAAUAUUGGAGAAAGGGCAUAGCAGAGUCCCUGUCUAUUAUGAGCAGCCUACAAAUAUUAUUGGACUUAUCCUGGUCAAGAAUUUACUGACAGUUGACCCAGAAGAUGAAGCACCUGUGAAGAGUGUGACCAUACGCAGAAUUCCAAGGGUUCCAGAAACGAUGCCACUGUAUGAUAUUUUGAAUGAGUUCCAGAAGGGUCAUAGCCACAUGGCUGUUGUUGUCAGACAUUGUGAGAAAACUGGGCAGCAGUCUUCCAACAAUAAUUCCAAUGACUCAGUGAGAGAUGUGAAGGUGGAAAUAAUUGAUGCUGAGAGGCCUCCUCAAGGGAGAAUUUUGAGAACCAAGAGGCCACUCAAUAAGUGGAAAAGCUUUCCAAACGGAAGUAAUUCCAUUAGGGGUAGUUCUCGAAGCAGAAAAUGGUCAAAACAUAUGUACUCAGAUAUUUUGGAAAUAGAUGGGAAUUCACUUCCAAAGCUCCCCGAAGAAGAAGAAGCUGUUGGAAUAAUUACAAUGGAAGAUGUCAUUGAAGAGCUUUUACAGGAGGAGAUCUUUGAUGAGACAGAUCAUCAUUUUGAAGACUCGGGACAAUGA